ACAGGGACUUUGUCCGGUUGCUUUUUAUUUUUAAACGUGACCCUCCCAGGCUGAGGGACCUGUGUGAACUGCCCUCAGUGCUGCCCCAGCGGCCUUCUGGAGAGGCUUUGACAGGGCCUGGGAGGGGCUCGCGCCUGGGGCCCCCUGGCCUUUGAGGAUGGAGAUGCCAAAGAUGCUGGAGUUCCCGCCCCUGCUGCUAGCCACUUCCUUGCUGGGCCUGGUGCUGCUGGCACUGCUGCUGUACCUGUGGCACCGCAGCCAGCACUGGUACUUGAUCAUAUGGAAUGAGCUUGUUGUACAGCCUGUCCGCAACAUGCUCAUGGGCGACAGCAAGGAGCAGCGCAUCCUGCGCUAUGUGCAGCAGCACGCACAGUCCGGAGACCCGCAGAGCGUGCUGAACGCCAUUGACACCUACUGUUCGCAGAAGGAGUGGGCCAUGAAUGUGGGUGACGAGAAAGGCCUGAUCGUGGAUGAGGUGGUGCGGGAGCGCAAUCCCAUGGUGCUCCUGGAGCUAGGUGCCUACUGCGGCUACUCGGCUGUGCGCAUGGCCCGCCUGCUGCCACACGGCAGCCACUUGCUCACCAUUGAGCUCAACCCUGCCUUUGCUGCCAUCACCCAGCAGAUGGUGGACUUCGCUGGCCUGCAGGACAAGGUAACAGUUCUGGUCGGGGCAUCCCAGGACAUCAUCCCCCAGCUGAAAAAGAAGCAUGACAUAGACAAGCUGGACAUGGUCUUUCUUGAUCACUGGAAGGACCGGUACCUGCCAGACACACUCCUCCUUGAGGAAUGUGGCCUGUUACAGAAGGGGACAGUGUUGCUGGCCGACAAUGUCAUCUGCCCAGGAGCACCAGAUUUCCUGGCACACGUGCGUGGGAGCGAUCGCUUUGAGUGCACACAUUACCCUGCGCACCUGGAGUACAGGCAGAUGGUGGAUGGCCUGGAGAAGGCCAUCUAUGUGGGCCCAGGCCUGGGUGGUCCAGCACAGCCCUGACCACCCACCCAGGCUGGCCUCUCCUCGCUGCUGCACCGAGCUGUCACACACAGGUACAUCACAGAGCACCAUGGGGCACACAGAACAGAAUCACUGUAAAGAGUCUGGGAAGGCAUUUGUUUGUAAAGACAGAACUGGAACAGGUUCAAGGUGGUGCCUAUUCACCGUGCUAACAUUCUGAGAGGCUUUCUUUCAGGUCUGACUCCAGUGGGCAGGUCCUCGGGCUAACAGAGGCAUCCAUUAGGUGCAGGAAGUAGAGGGAAGUUGGGAAUAUUUGAAAACUGUCAGGGGUGUACUCAGUCUGCCCUCAAGAUUCACUGUCCCCAGGUGGCAGCAAUGCCUCAGUGAUGGCACUCAGACCAAAUGCUCAUAGCACACGUCUGGUUUUUAAAGAAUAAAACUUGAUCAUUUUGCUAAAAACAACUACCUAUAAUAAUCUUACACACCAAUAUCAUGUUUAAAGGAUAUAAAAUAGAAAUUAAAAAUACCUAAACAUUUA
Messenger RNA from Trichechus manatus latirostris (Florida manatee), 1490 nucleotides. It is a transcript of the gene COMT, whose product is annotated as catechol-O-methyltransferase. The record is from RefSeq and is a predicted model, not a curated record. Gene Ontology annotation, biological process: developmental process; catecholamine catabolic process; dopamine metabolic process. Gene Ontology annotation, molecular function: magnesium ion binding; catechol O-methyltransferase activity. NCBI's taxonomy places the organism in Eukaryota, Metazoa, Chordata, Mammalia, Sirenia, Trichechidae. The transcript has 5 exons. Gene Ontology annotation, cellular component: dendrite; axon; membrane. The coding region runs from base 158 to 991 and encodes 277 amino acids.